Physeter macrocephalus (sperm whale) is the source of this 205-nucleotide messenger RNA. RefSeq names its product metallothionein-1-like. Lineage: Eukaryota; Metazoa; Chordata; Mammalia; Artiodactyla; Physeteridae. Gene Ontology annotation, cellular component: nucleus; cytoplasm. Gene Ontology annotation, molecular function: metal ion binding. The transcript has a single exon. The coding region runs from base 1 to 171 and encodes 56 amino acids. Gene Ontology annotation, biological process: cellular response to copper ion; detoxification of copper ion; cellular response to zinc ion. The record is from RefSeq and is a predicted model, not a curated record.
AUGGACCCCAGCUGCUCCUGUUCCACUGGUGGAUCCUGCACCUGUGCUAACUCUUGCAAACUCACCUCCUGCAGGAAGAGCUGCCACUCCUGCUGCCCCAUGGGCUGUGCCAAGCGUACCCAUGGCUGUGUCUGCACAGCAGCACUGGACAAGUGCAACCGCUGCCCCUGAUGCCAGGCAGAUCCCGCUCCCGGAUGUAAACAGC